AAACCCUGUCCGGAGCCAACUCAAUAUGUUUAAUUAGGCAAAAAAAGUCAAAGGAAAUUCUAUUGGCAAGCUUAACUCAACCAAUUUUCAACAGUAAAGUCAAUUUUAUUGGGGUCUUGGAUCAAUGCAAAAUUAGCUUUACGCACCUCUUACUCAUCCAUACUAGUUGACUACUAGUGUGUGUUUGUGCGUGCGGAUCCGUUAUCUCUUCUUCGUGCUUGAACCGAUUGGCUUGAACUCGCUCUCAAUUUUUUGAAGAAAUGGCGGAGGAUCACCCCUCUAGGUAUGUGAAAUUAACCAAGGAUCAAUCGCCGAUGGAGGACAUUAAACCCGGCGAGCUAAAUCAGCCGAUUGAUGUGCCUCAGUUGCAUGUUCGAAAGUGCAAUGAAUGUGGGCAGCCUUUACCUGAAAGCUACCAAGCUCCUGCUGAUGAACCCUGGACUACUGGGAUAUUUGGUUGUGCAGAAGAUGCAGAAAGUUUUAGGACAGGACUAUUUUGCCCAUGUGUUCUGUUUGGCCGCAACGUUGAACAAUUGAGAGAAGAUACUCCGUGGACUGGACCUUGCAUUUGUCAUGCUAUCUUUGUAGAGGGUGGCAUUGCCUUUGCUGCAGCAACCGCUGCUCUACACGGUUUUAUUGACCCAAGGACAACAUUUCUCAUUGGUGAGGGUUUGUUUUUCAGUUGGUGGAUGUGUGGGAUAUACACUGGCCUAGUGAGGCAAUCGCUGCAGAAGAAAUAUCAUCUCAAGAAUUCGCCAUGCGACCCUUGCUUGGUGCACUGUUGCAUGCACUGGUGUGCCUUGUGCCAGGAGCACCGGGAGAUGAAGUCACGCCUUUCAGAGGACUCUGUCGAGCCAAUGACCAUAGUGAACCCACCUCCAGUUCAGGAGAUGAAUGCUGCUGACGAUGGUGGGGAUUCGGCAUCAACCUCUGCUAAUGGAACCGAGCAAGUUAAAAUUGAGAUGCAAGCUCUAUAGGACUUUGCGGAUAGGAUGAAACAAUGACAAUAUAUAUCAUGCCUUUUAGAUCGUUCCCUCAUUUCCUUGAUGACUUUGGGCAGGACAUUGUACAUUUUCAGUGUCGUGCAUUUGCAAGGGUAAUUUGAGCUCUGUAACAAGUUUUCAAUUGCAUGAAGCUGUAUAUUAAUUUUCACCCAAAAGACAAUUUUGAGCAAGAAAUUCGCAGAAAAA
This is a messenger RNA of Salvia miltiorrhiza (redroot sage), 1190 nucleotides long. RefSeq names its product cell number regulator 6-like. Lineage: Eukaryota; Viridiplantae; Streptophyta; Magnoliopsida; Lamiales; Lamiaceae. The transcript has 4 exons. The record is from RefSeq and is a predicted model, not a curated record. Bases 261 to 977 code for a protein of 238 amino acids.